Physeter macrocephalus (sperm whale) is the source of this 705-nucleotide messenger RNA. RefSeq names its product NADH:ubiquinone oxidoreductase subunit B8 (gene NDUFB8). The transcript is spliced from 5 exons. Gene Ontology annotation, biological process: mitochondrial electron transport, NADH to ubiquinone. Gene Ontology annotation, cellular component: mitochondrion. Lineage: Eukaryota; Metazoa; Chordata; Mammalia; Artiodactyla; Physeteridae. Bases 54 to 614 code for a protein of 186 amino acids. The record is from RefSeq and is a predicted model, not a curated record.
GCCGUGACAAAGGUCUUUGCGCAUGUGCGGGGUGAAACGAGAAGGAGGUGAAGAUGGCGGCGGCCAGGGCGGGGGUCCUGGGAGUCCGAUGGCUGCAAGGGGCAUCUCGAAACGUGGUGCCGAUGGGUGCACGGACAGCCUCCCGCAUUACCAAGGACAUGCUCCCGGGACCCUAUCCCAGGACCCCAGAAGAACGGGCUGCCGCAGCCAAGAAGUAUAAUAUGCGGGUGGAAGACUACGAGCCAUAUCCAGAUGAUGGCAUGGGGUAUGGUGACUACCCGAAGCUCCCUGAUCGCUCACAGCAGGAGAGGGAUCCAUGGUAUGACUGGGACCACCCAGACCUGCGGUUGAACUGGGGUGAACCGAUGCACUGGGACCUAGACAUGUAUAUCAGGAACCGUGUGGACACGUCCCCCACUCCUGUUUCUUGGAAUCUCAUGUGUAAGCACCUCUUCGGCUUCGUGGCCUUCAUGCUGUUCAUGUUUUGGGUGGGGGAGACUUACCCCACCUACCAGCCUGUGGGGCCAAAGCAGUAUCCUUACAAUAAUCUGUACCUGGAACGAGGUGGCGAUCCCAACAAAGAACCUGAGUCGGUGGUUCACUAUGAGAUCUGAGGAGGCUUCGUGGGCUUUGUGCCCCCUAACUGACUCCCUCAAUCCUAGAGAUUUUACCUUAAUGAAAUCGCUAAUAAAACUUAGUACUGUG